Messenger RNA from Zea mays, 2047 nucleotides. RefSeq names its product NAC domain-containing protein 92. The coding region runs from base 437 to 1567 and encodes 376 amino acids. The record is from RefSeq and is a predicted model, not a curated record. Gene Ontology annotation, biological process: regulation of DNA-templated transcription. The transcript is spliced from 3 exons. Gene Ontology annotation, molecular function: DNA binding. Lineage: Eukaryota; Viridiplantae; Streptophyta; Magnoliopsida; Poales; Poaceae.
UAAAAGCUUCUCCGAGGCGUCUCUCUCGCCAAGCCCUCAUGGCCCGCCCCCCUAUAUCUCUGCCCGCGCGCUUGCGUGAAAACUGAAAAGAACACCGUACCGCCCCCAAGUGCUUCAGAGAGGCCGGCCGGCCGGCAAAGAAGUUAAUUUAGCUGAGCGAGCUCUCGACCUCUCGUGCCGUGUGUGCAGUGUGUUCUUCUUCCUCCUCCUGUCGUCGCCUAGAGCUAGCUCUUUAUCAAAUUAAACACUUUUUGUCAAAUCAGUUCGUUCUGGAAUCCGUUAUAGUUGCCUGCUGCCGUCCUCUUCAAGUAGUGCAACAAGAAACAGGGAGCUUUCUUUAUCUUUUCUAGCAGUUGGAUAGGGUUAGGGUUUUCCGUUCUGGCCUUAUAGAUCAUCGGUCCCGAUUGAUCUGGGUAAGUGAUCGAGUAGUAGUAGUAUGGAAGCGUCAGUAGGAGCAGCUGGUGGUGGAGGGGGGAAGUCGAAGAAGGAGGAGGAGAGCCUGCCGCCGGGCUUCAGGUUCCACCCGACGGACGAGGAGCUCAUCACGUACUACCUGCGGCAGAAGAUCGCCGACGCCAGCUUCACGGCGAGGGCCAUCGCCGAGGUCGACCUCAACAAGUGCGAGCCAUGGGAUCUCCCGGAGAAAGCGAAGCUGGGAGAAAAAGAGUGGUAUUUCUUCAGCCUGAGGGACCGCAAGUACCCAACGGGUGUGCGAACAAACCGUGCCACUAACGCUGGUUACUGGAAGACAACGGGGAAAGAUAAGGAAAUCUUCACCGGUCAGCUACCAGCCACGCCAGAGCUAGUAGGGAUGAAGAAAACCCUGGUGUUCUACAAAGGAAGAGCUCCUCGGGGCGAGAAGACAAACUGGGUCAUGCAUGAGUAUCGUCUGCAUCACUCCUCUAGAUCAGUCCCCAAAUCUAAUAAGGACGAGUGGGUGGUGUGCCGGGUGUUCGCCAAGAGCACCGGCGCUAAGAAGUACCCGUCCAACAACGCGCACUCGCGGUUGCACCACCACCCGUACGCGCUGGACAUGGUGCCACCGCUGCUGCAGCACGACCCCUUCGCGCGCCACCACAACUACCCGUACAUGACCUCGGCCGACCUGGCCGAGCUCGCGCGCUUCGCCCGCGGCACGCCGGGGCUGCACCCGCACAUCCAGCCGGCGCCGCACCCCGGGACGUCGGCGUCGGCGUACAUGAACCCCGCCGCCGCCGGGGCGCCACCGUCGUUCGCGCUCUCUGGCGGCCUCAGCCUGAACCUCGGCGCCUCGCCGGCCAUGCCGCCGUCGCUGCCGCCGACAGCAUUCCACGCGACGAUGUCGAUGGCGAUGAGCGGACAGACGGCGGCGCCGAGUUGUGCCGGCACCGGUAAUAACCAUCGUCAUCAGGUGGUGGCGGGUGAGCACCAGCAGCAGCAGAUGGCGGCGGCGGGGCUCGGCGGCUGCGUGAUCGUGCCCGGAGCGGACGGAGGGUUCGUCGCCGACGCGGCCGCCGGGGGUCGGUACCAGAGCUUGGACGUGGAGCAGCUGGUGGAGAGGUACUGGCCUGCCGGCUACCAGGUCUAGACUCUAGUAGCUCGUAGAUGUGGAUCGGAGUGCAUGCGUGGCUGGCUGCUGGCAUGCAUGCUGCGCCAAAAGUGCCGAUCGAGCAACGUGUGACAACGUGAUGUUGGUCUAUGGAUCAUGUAUAGGUCGAAAUGAUUUGAUGUGUCUUUAGUUUAAUUAGUCCGCUGUUGUAGUCCAGUUUCUUGUUGUGAUUUAAGGUACUGUUUCGAACUCCUAGAGCUAAACUAAUAAUUAGUUAUGAUAUUAGCUGAUGGUGUUUUUGGAACCCAACAACUAAUUUUUAGUAGCUAACUAUUAGUUUUAGAGGUUCCAAGCAAAAGGUUUUAGCGUUGUCUGUCUAGAAGGGAUUGUUAGUUUUGUUGUCUGCUUGGCUUGUAGAAAUCAGAGGAUGGAUAGGUUGAUAACAUGCGUGUGUACCGAAAACAAGCUUGCUACUUAUGAGCUCAUACAUAACAUGAGAGGCUGGGGUGUACUGGACUA